Molecule: messenger RNA, 9228 nt
Organism: Cheilinus undulatus (humphead wrasse)
Lineage: Eukaryota; Metazoa; Chordata; Actinopteri; Labriformes; Labridae
Product: ankyrin repeat and IBR domain-containing protein 1-like
Exons: 21
Coding region: 336-4289 (1317 amino acids)
Biological process (GO): protein polyubiquitination; positive regulation of proteasomal ubiquitin-dependent protein catabolic process; ubiquitin-dependent protein catabolic process
Cellular component (GO): cytoplasm; ubiquitin ligase complex
Molecular function (GO): ubiquitin protein ligase activity; zinc ion binding; ubiquitin conjugating enzyme binding
Source: RefSeq, a predicted model, not a curated record
CAGUCAGUCUCGCCCCUCCGCUCUCAGCAGUAUCAUCAUCGUCCCCGCCGGGUCCGGUGGCAGAGAGGAUGGUUCAGCGGAAAAGCUGCCGGGAAUGUGAAUGACAGCGAUGAGAUAAUGGCCCUCGAUAAACGAAGGUUCCUGAACGUGCGACUAGCUUGACCAAGUGAAACGACCGUGGCAGGAAAACACUGAACCAUGUUGCUCUAAGGUGUGACCUGUUGUGAACAGGGGAGGAGGAAGAGGAGGGGGAAGGUAUUGGCGAGCAGGAAGGAAAGACGGAGGACAGGCAUCUGCCACAUCUCCCUGUAGGUGGCCCUUUGUGAGCUCAGGCCAUGGGUAACACAGCCACCAAGUUCCGCAAGGCGCUGGUGGGAGGCGACGAGGCGCUGGCCUGGCAGCUGUAUGAAGGCAACCCUCAGUUCAGGGAAGGCCUGGACCCGAAUGCUUCGUAUGGAGAGCAGUACCAGCACAACACGCCCCUGCACUACGUCUGUCGCCACGCCAUGACUCGUCUGCUCAGGUCCUUCCUGUUUAGUAAAGAGGGAAACCCCAACAAACGUAACGUGCACAAUGAGACCUGCCUCCAUGUGCUGUGCCAAGGCCCGCAGAUCCUGCUGCUGUCAGAGGGAGCGCUGUCACCGAGACUGGCCCGGCCACAGAGGGAUGAGCAGCGACGUGCAGACUGCCUGCAGAUGAUCCUGAGCUGGACGGGGGCCAGGUUGGAGGGCGGCCAGUAUGAGAAGGCCAACGUCAACGCCACGGACAAUCACCACAGCACCUGCCUGCACUACGCUGCUGCUGCAGGCAUGAAGAGCUGUGUGGAGCUGUUAAUCCAGAGUGAGGCGGACCUUUUUGUGGAGGACGAGGACAAGUUGACGCCGUGCGACCAUGCUGAGCGGCAUCACCACACAGAGCUGGCCCUCAGCCUGGAGUCGCAGAUGGUUUUCUCCUCCUCUUCAGCUCAGCAGUCAAACACAGACGCACAUGGUGAAACAAACCUGCUGCAGUACAAAGAGCCUUACGAGGGACUGAAGCUGCAGGACCUGCGCAGGCUGAAGGAUAUGCUGAUCGUAGAAACGGCAGACAUGCUGCAAGCCCCCCUCUUCACCGCUGAGGCUCUGCUCCGAGCUCAUGACUGGGACAGAGAGAAGCUCCUGGAGGCCUGGAUGUCGGAUGCUGAGGGUUGCUGCCAGCGCUCAGGCGUGGCCAUGCCUACCCCGCCGCCCAGCGGAUACAAUGCCUGGGACACCCUACCCUCGCCACGCACGCCCAGGACCCCGCGUUCACCCCUAACGCUCACCCUUACCUCCCCGACUGACAGCUGCCUCACACCUGGAGAGGAGGGCCUGUCUACGUGUGGAAUCUGUCUCUGCUCCAUCUCAGUGUUUGAGGAUCCAGUUGACAUGUCCUGCGGUCAUGAGUUCUGCAGAGCAUGUUGGGAAGGGUUCCUCAAUGUAAAGAUUCAAGAGGGUGAUGCUCACAACAUCUUCUGUCCAGCGUAUGAGUGCUACCAGUUGGUCCCAGUUCAUGUGAUCGAGAGUGUGGUUUCCAGAGAGAUGGACCAGCGAUAUCUACAGUUUGACAUCAAGGCGUUUGUGGAGAACAAUCCUGCCAUCCGCUGGUGUCCUGCAGCACGCUGUGAGCGAGCUGUGAGACUCACCCGGCCCGGCCCUGGGGACAGCGACCCCCAGAGUUUCCCCCUGCUGCCCUCCCCAGCUGUUGAUUGUGGCAAGGGCCACCUCUUCUGCUGGGAGUGCCUUGGCGAGGCCCACGAGCCAUGUGACUGUCAGAUGUGGAGGAACUGGCUCCAGAAAGUGACAGAGAUGAAGCCUGAGGAGUUGGCAGGUGUGAGUGAAGCUUAUGAAGAUGCUGCUAACUGCCUGUGGCUGCUAACCAACUCCAAACCAUGUGCCAACUGCAAGUCACCCAUUCAGAAGAAUGAGGGCUGCAACCAUAUGCAGUGUGCCAAGUGUAAGUAUGACUUCUGUUGGAUCUGUCUGGAGGAGUGGAAGAAGCACAGCUCGUCAACGGGAGGCUACUAUCGCUGCACUCGCUAUGAGGUCAUCCAACAGCUCGAGGAGCAAUCUAAGGAGAUGACUGUAGAGGCAGAAAAGAAGCACAAAAGUUUUCAGGAGCUGGAUCGUUUUAUGCACUAUUACACUCGUUUCAAAAACCAUGAACACAGUUAUAAGUUGGAGCAGAAACUGCUGAAAACAGCUAAAGAGAAGAUGGAGCAGCUGAGUAGAGCCUUCAUUUGCCGUGAGGGUACUCCUCCAGACACACGGUUCAUUGAGGACGGCGUGUCCGAGCUGCUGAAGACGCGUCGCGUGCUGAAGUGCUCUUACCCAUAUGGCUUCUUCCUGCAGCAAGGCAGCACUCAGAAGGAGAUAUUUGAGCUCAUGCAGACUGACCUUGAGAUGGUUGUGGAGGAUCUGGCCCAAAAGGUCAACCGGCCGUACUUGAGGACGCCCUGCCACAAAAUAAUCAGCGCAGCUCGGCUGGUGCAGCAGAAGAGGCAAGAGUUCCUGGCAUCAGUGGCCCGCGGUGUUGCUCCCAACGACUCCCCAGAGCCUCCACGAAGGAAUUACCCUGGAGGAUCAUGGGACUGGGAGUAUCUUGGGUUUGCUUCACCAGAGAUGGGGAGUCGUCACUCAGUGCUGGGGACGGGCGAUCAGAGAGACAGACAGUCACAGGAUUAUGCUGACAUCCAGUACCGCCGCAGACACAGACCGCGGCGCAGAGGAGACAUGCUGAGUCUGCACAACCUAAGGAGCAGCAGUAACACGCCAGAGACCAGCAGGAGGAGUGACAACACAGAGGGUCCAGAGAGGAGCGAGGGUCGCAGGAGAGCGUUGGGCUCGCUGGAUGACGAUGACCCCAACAUCCUCCUCGCCAUCCAACUCUCCCUGCAGGAGUCCCGCAGAGAGCGGAGCCUGGAGGGGGGCCUGGAGAGAGCAAUGGAGGGGCGAUUGGAGCUGGUUGGUGGACUGGACACAGGACAGGAGAGGAGAGCGGGACCCGUGGGGGACCUGAGCAGUGUGGCUUUGCAUUCUCUUAGUACAGACGGUCCUCCAGGUGCCAGAGGCCCCUCCUUCCCCGCCUCCCUCCUGGAUCCUCCCCGCCCCCCUCACAGGACAGACUCCACCACUCAGCCUCCUUCGUCCAGCUCCCUCCCCCUUCCUCCCCCGCCUCCCUCUCUCAGCGCAGAGCUGCUGGAGCUGGGGGACAGCCUUAUGAAGCUGGGAAACAUCACAGCUCCCUACGACCAGGAGCAGCUGUGCUCACACCACAUAUUCAGCCACAGCACGCUCAACGCCCCCUACAGCAUUGAACCUACAUACAGCGACUGCAGCCAUAGACAAGAGCAGAGCGCACGGAGAGCGCCAUAUGUGCUUGACCAUAUCGCCAUCACAGAUCAUCGCCAGUCUGGUUCUUAUUUAGCCGAGGCUGAGCACACUGCCUCCUGCGCACUUGAACGCACCCAAAACCCCACCCAUCAAAGUCCCUACAACCGAGACCAUGCAGCCACGUAUGACAGCCCCCCACAGUCGAUCGGCUCUUACACCCCGAACCCAGACCAGGGUAGCUCCUCUGCUCAGGAGCGCCCCAUGACCUGCACUCUUCAACGCCCCCCCAAACCAGACCCUCAGCCCCCUGCCCAGUUGUGCCUCCCAUCUCCAGAGCUCGAGUCGGAGCUGCUGCUGUCCCCGGUGAUCCCACCAGGGGGCCCUUUCACCCCCAGUGACCCUCAGAGUCUUGAGGCCCUGGACCCCACCGCCAGUGCCCAGCUGCUGGACAACAUCAUGGCCUGGUUCAACAACAACAUCAACCCCCAGAACAACCCGCAGAGCCUCGCUCUCAUCCCCUCCCCGCCCACCACAGAAACGGACUCCUCCACGGACACACACACCGAGACUGAGACAGAAAGCCAGACCUCCAGGGACCCAACCCCGGCCCCCGGCUGGCAGCCCCCGGAGGGUGAGCCAGAAGGGGAGACGGGGUCAGUGAGUCCCCAUCAAGGUGCAUCGGACGCCGAGGGCUCGAAGGCAUCAAGGUUGAGCACUCUAGAUUUGGAAAACAGAGAGGCUUCCGAGGAGGGCGCGGGGGCAGGGUGUGUGGCUGAUCUGUCGCUGGACGAAGCGCUCACACACCCGUGCCCGCACGCCCAAUGUGGAAACAGUCCGGCACACACUGCCCCUCCCACAGAGAGAGACUUAGACCUCAUCCUUCAGCUAGAGGGGGACCAAUCACCUGAGGAGUGGGAGGAGCAAGUACACCUGGUGUGACAGCGACAUAAGGACGUGGAGAGAGAAGGUCGAGCAAGUAGAGAGAGAGAGAGGAUCGUGAAAGAGGGAAGAAAUAAGAUAGAACUAGCUAGGAGCUUGGAUGGAAGCCCUAAAGGUGACAGAGUCGAGUGUUUACGGUGUGUAUUAUACUGUAUCUAGAGAGGACUAACAGACCUGCGGACUCUGUCCAGUAAAGAUGAUGUCAUACGCUUUUUUUAAGUGCUUUUGUCUGCUGAAAGAGAAGCAGACAAACUUUUCUUUGAAAAAAAACAAAACAAAAAACGAGUGUUUAAAACAGAGAGCAUCAAUGGAAAGCUACUGAUAUCAUAACUCAUGAAAUGCUGCACGUUUUUGUUUCCUCAUUUUAUUUAUUCCCCACCUCCUCUUGUGUUCGUCUUCUCAGUUCGUCCAGGGUGAAGUUUUGGUGCUGAUCAUGCUGAAAGCCGAGCUUGCCUCCUUUUUAGUCACAACAAAGCAACCCAACCGUGAGCCUGUUCAGCUCCCAGAGCCAAACACAACGAUAGCUGUAACCUCGGAGCUGGUUUAGCGUACUGUACAAUCAGAGGGCCUGAUUCCCACUUUUGGACCUUCAUGCACACCGUGCCUGCUUUGUUAGAGAGAGAAAACACUACUGAUCUUUAGUUUUGGUAGGCUGGAAGGAACAACUGUACGCCUGUAAAUGCUCAAACAACAUGCCUAUACCUUUUUAUUCCUUUGAAACACAACAAGGUCAGAAGUAGAGAGACAGGAAGGAAUGGGGGAAUUGCUCAAUGACACUUCCGCAUUAAGGGUGCUUGAUGUUUCCUGCUCAUCACACCAUCCUGCUGACCUUCUUUGAUAACUUUUAUCCUUCAUGAGAGACUAUUGUACUGGUGCUUUGGCUCAGUUUUCAAAGUAAGAGUUUCAAAGUGCAAACUCAGAAUGAUAUUUUUGAUCAUUUGGCCUUAAAAUCUGCUCAGAAAAUCAAGAAACGUCAUUAAACUGAGUUCGUUUGAGUGAGAUGCAGUAACUUAAGUUGUCCUCAGAUCACACUGAUGGGAAUUACCAAAAAAACAUGUUUUUUUGCAGAAGUGAGUGUCCAAAUUGAGCAAAUUUGGAGUUAAAAACCUUUUGUACAUAUCAGAAUUGGACUAUAAUUUUAUCUUUAUAAACCUUAAAAAGCAAACCAACACUGAUUUCCCUCGAAUAAUCAACAACAUUUAAAGAAAUCAAAAGUUUGUAAAAGAUUAAGAUCCUAUUUGUAGGUGGAAGAAAGUAAAUCUUUCAUACUGUCAGGUCAGGUUUUACUUUCCUGCAUCUUUUUACCCUUAAACUUUAAUAUCUCAGUCACAUUUUUCUUUAUAUUACUUUAAUAAUGAAAAGUAGGGAUGCAUGACCCUGGAUCUUUGCUGAUGUACUAAUAUUCGUAGAUUAAUUUAAGCUGAUGUGUAAAUAGGUUUUUAAAACUUUAGUGCUUCAACCACACUUUAAACUUCAAAGUGUGUUUUAAGGACUGAAGUUUGUUUCUUUGCCUAUCCAUAAAAUUUAAUAAAUGAAGAUAAACAAAAAAAGACAGAGGUUCGUGGUCCUGCAUAAAACCAUAGAUUUAUUUACACAUAUGAAUGUUUACAGCUGAGAUUCACAGCAAAUGCACUUGUGAGUAUUGUCAGAAAUUUUACCAUCUGCCUUUACUAUGAUUGGGCGGUAUUCAUUUUUAAAUUACGUGAAACCUUCCCAAAAUUUACCCCAGUAUUACUGCCCGGUGCUGAAGAACCAUGUUGAACAGGUCAAAAAAGAAGUUGCCAGCAUGCUAGCACAGCAAUCAGAGCUUGCAUUUUCUCACGGAUCAUUCAAUCUGUUUAAAAAUGCAAAAAAAAAAACACAUUAUGUAUGUUCAUUACAGGGGUGCUGGAAGUGAUUUAUUCACACCUCAUGGCUAAGCAGGGUUAAGUCAUCUUUUUUCCCUCUUUGGACAGAAUCAGCGUGAUCAGCUUCUCUACAGCAGUGUCAGACACGCCCACACACCAGAACGCUCGCACAGCACACACACUCAAAGGAGGGAGGAAAAUACCCAAGAUACGAUAUGUUUGCAUUUCUUUGCAUUCAUGUACUGACCACUGCGCUCAUACACAACUAAAACUAUGUGAGGUAUCUCGCCUUGGUUUCAAAGGACUAAUUUGAAUUAUGAAUUUGAAUUUGCACCUUUAAACUCAGUCAAAGCAUCAGUCAGGACAGUAGAAGGUGAUUUAGUUUGGCCCAUCUUUUCCACUACUGAUGGCUCACGCAGCGUACUGGUGUUAGUUGGGAGCUGGGUUGGGUUUUUAACUGUAAUUUAUCAUUUUUUUCUUAAUUUCUUCUUAUAAAGAAGAGAAUUAUUCUGAGUUGAGACCAGAGUUGGUUGGUUUGUGUGCCUUUUUGUUUGUGUUUGUUUAUUUGUUGGUAUUUAUUAGUGUCUUUACUUCUGAAACACGUUUAAGUUUCUUAUGAAAGAAACACAUCACCAUACAUCGCACAGGUUUUAGAUGCACAGCAGAACUCUUUAUCUUUGAUUUGUUUUUGGCCAUUUCACCCAAUCAAAACUGACUUUGAUGCCACAUUAAAGAAAUAUUUGUGAUUAUUUCUCUCUAAGUUUAAUCCCGUUUAUAUGAAAGUUUAGCAGAGUUGGCCUUUGAUUCUUCAACUUUGAUUGUUGUAAAGCCAAACUUUAUUGCCCAGCUAAUGUUUACAGAGAGUGAAACACUGCCUGCUGUGUUUGAGAUACACUUUACAGCUUUGGGGACUGGAAUGAUUAUCAGAGUGUUCUAAUUAGACUUUUAUUGUCGGCCAAACAAACGUAAAGCAAUCCUUUUGUUUCUGUUGAGAUUUCUGCCUCUACUUUACACAAGUAUUGACUGAAACAGUAUCUGAUCUGCUGGCAGAAAGGCAUCGCUGAUUAUUGAUAGAUUUAAAGAGCUCCAGUGAAGUUGAUUUCGACUUUUUAAACCCCACUGAACACUUCUCCCUCUCCACAUUGACCAUUAACCCGUGAAGGUGCUGGUCAGCCUGUCUGUGCUGAUGAAAACAUUUCAUAACACUUUGCCUUCUUACGUGCGAGGGCAGCCGGUGACGCCCCCAAAAUUGCAGACUUUGUUCUCUGAGGAACGGCUUUUUUAACAGCAUUGCUCACUUUUCAUUUUAGUUGCAUAGUAGGACUGAAAGCACCAAGUCUCUGGGUCUUUAAUUUGCACAGACAUGCUUAUCAAACGGUGUCAGAUGUUAUGAGUGAAGAUUUUAUAAUUAUUGAUAUUUUCUUUAUUGUUUUCUUGAUUUUGAUUUUAUUUAUGGUGUGCCAUUUUCUACUCCAUAUUUAAGGUUUAUACUUUGACAAACCCUCAGCUGACCACUUCAGAACUCAAAGAAAUGAAAUUGCACUCUCAUAGAUUAUACUUGAUACAUUCCCGGUGGGUUCAUAAAGGCGGUUUGAUGUGUGGCCAAAACUGUAAAUGAAAGUCUCAGUGCAAAGUUUACUCUCAAUAAAAAAGAGCUGAAAGUCUGUUGCUCAGAGUUUUUCUUUGAGACAGGGACUUUUUAAAGACAUGGGAAUAAAAAUCUGCUAAAAUGACAACGAAUCCAGAAAACAUCAAACUGGAAAUGGGACAUUUUUUAAAGGAUUAAAUAUAUAAGGACAGAAGUAAAUCUUUGUACUUUAAUAAGAUGUCCCACCUUUUGCAGCUAUAACAUUCUGCCCCAAACUUGAAAGGCUUUCCACAACAUUUUGGAGCGCUUCUGUCUGAAAUUGUGCCCAUGCUUGAGAGUCCAGUGUUGGUGGGCUUUCUAUCACUUCACCCCACGCUUUGUAUUGGACUUAGCGAUGUGAGGUUAGCUGCUCAGCCAUGGAAACCUGUUCAUGAAGCUCCUGCCGCACAGUUUUAGUGUUUACAUUAAAGCCAGUGAAACUUCAGUUGUUCAGCUAAGGACUCAGCAGAGCAUUGGAGACUUUUUACCCCAUGAGCCUUAGCAGUCGUCAACCCCACUCUGUGAUUUUAUGUGGCCUGCUUUGUUGUUGAGUGGCUGUUGUUCCUAAACUCUUCCACUUUCUAAUAAUAUCACUUACAGUUGACUCUGGAAUAUCCAGCAGGGUUGAAAUUUCACCAGCCGUCUUAUUACAGAGGUGGGAUCCAUCAUGGUGCCACUGAAGUCACUGAGCUCUAAAGAACAACCCUUUUAGGAUCACAAAUGUUUGAGACUGCAUGACUAGGUGCUUGAUUUUAUAGACCUGUGGGUCUGACUGAAACACCUGAAUUCAGUAAUCAACAGGUGUGGUCAAAUACUUUUGUCCAUAUCAUUUAUCAUCAGAAAACACCAGGUACACUUUAUUAAAGAAUAGAUCUUAUUGGGGUCAUCCAGAUCUUUGUCACAACUAGAUAAUGACAAACACUGUCUUCAACUACACCCUACCUUAAACGCCAUUGUUGCAGUCCUGAAACUCUUCAGAAGUUUACUACAUUUGUUCAAAGCAUGUUGGGAAAAACAGUAAAUAUAAAGACUCUAGUGCCAUCUAACGGCAAAGAUGUGAAACUACAACCACCUGCAAAUUCAGUCUGUUUUUGAGGCCUAUUCUUUGAUUCUUUGCUGUAAUUUUCUGUAAACUUAUUUUCUGUGCAAACUUAGCUGAAAACUUGGAAGAAUAUUCCAGAUCAGCAGUAGAAACGUGUUUACAUGUUAUUGAUACGUCUAAACCUCCACCAGUACCUUGUGAUGUAGGUUGGAAACCCCAAAGAAUAAUCAAUGCUUUAAUUUUUUGGGCAUCCAAUGGGUCAGUUUGUUUUUUUUUUUUAUAUUGUUGGUUUAAAAAGCACAUUUAACACCCAUGAUAAAAGACUAUUGUCAGAUGAAACUACAUUACCUCAUCAUUUGAACUUUACUGAAUUGUUACAAAGUAUCUUUAAAUUAGGACUGUGAUUAAAUGUUUAAAACAUGA